This is a messenger RNA of Theileria annulata, 528 nucleotides long. RefSeq names its product centrin, putative. NCBI's taxonomy places the organism in Eukaryota, Apicomplexa, Aconoidasida, Piroplasmida, Theileriidae. Gene Ontology annotation, molecular function: calcium ion binding. The record is from RefSeq and is a predicted model, not a curated record. Bases 1 to 528 code for a protein of 175 amino acids. Gene Ontology annotation, biological process: mitotic cell cycle; centriole replication. Gene Ontology annotation, cellular component: centriole; centrosome. The transcript has 6 exons.
AUGUUGAAAAGACCCGUUAUGUCCUCAACUCGUUUGGGAUCCCUCAAUAACAAUACACACCAAUAUAGAAAAAGGCGUGAAUUGACAGAGGACCAAAAAUCUGAAAUGAAAGAGGCUUUUGAGCUGUUUGAUACCACAGGAUCAGGCCGUAUAGACGCCAAAGAGUUGAAAGUUGUUAUGAAGGCUCUGGGAUUUGAUCCUUCCAAAGAGGAUCUCCGCGCUAUAAUGAAUUUGGCCGACAAAGAUGGUUCCGGAACUAUUUCAUACGAUGACUAUUUUUCAAUUAUGACCAAUAAAAUUCUGGAAAGGGACCCUAUGGAGGAAAUGUCGAGAGCAUUUCAACUAUUCUCAGAUCCAAACACCGGAACUAUUAGUUUUAAAAGUCUGAAACGGGUAGCCGAAGAGCUUGGCGAAACGGUAACAGACGAAGAAAUCAAACAGAUGAUUCUGGAAGCGGACAGAGAUGGAGACGGAGAAAUUAACGAAUCAGAGUUUAUAAAGGUCAUGAAAAAGUCAAACUUAUUUUGA